AUUCUUGACACACUAAUCGCUUAUCCCGGAAGCCAGCCACACCAAUGUGUCGGAGGAAACACCUUACAACUGGCAACCGAAGUCAGCUUUCAGGCGCCCGGCCCCCCACAAUGAGUCGCUAGAGCGCGAUGGGACAAGGACAUCCCGGCUGGCCAAACCCUCCCUUAACCCGGACGACGCUGGGCCAAUUGUGCGCUGCCUCAUGGGUCUCCCGGUCAUGGCCGGCUGUGACCGGGAUCGAACCCGGGGCUGUAGUGACGUCUCAAGCACUGCAGUGCCUUAGACCACUGCUCCACUCGGGUGGCCUUAUCAGGAACCAUCUUGACCUCACAUUCAGAAAACCCACUGGUGUCUAUAGCUUAAGUCUCUGAGAUGUCUGGCCAUUUCUGUUAUGUUGAGUGGUUGUGUUGGUUUAGCUUGGUUUGUGUCCAUUACAGAACACCACAGAAAAACACUUCCGGAUAGUCCCCCUUACUUCAGUCCCUUUUUCUUCCAUUUGGUGGCUACUGAACAUCAACCUGGUGCCAUUUGAGUGUGUCCAGAGUGUAAAUCAUUCUGCUUGGUCACAGACAGUUGUUCUGGAUUGGCUCAGGUUUCAGUCCCUCCCUCUCUCUGCUGUGGGCUCCAGUCAGUCAACAUGUGGGUCAGAGAGCAGAUCUAUAUGAUAUAGAGCUAUACAUAGAUCCUCAGUUUACAAAUGUCACCAGGGAUCCAUCUGAUAUGGCACCCUAUCUCCUCUAUAGCGAUGGUAUUCAAACUUUUUCAGCAGGGACCCCAUUUUUUCAGCCAGAAUUUCUGGGUACACCAUUUUUCCCACAAUCAUUUAUUGUGACCCUACCCCAAAUAUAAUGACACAAUCUUAAAAUCGGUGCAAUAAAUACAUUUACUCAAUAACAUUUUAUUUUUCAAAAUAUUAUUCUCAAAAAUGUUUGUAUAUUGUCACAUACAAUAAUCUGUACUCCACAUUUUCUGGUUCCUAAAAAAUAAAAUAAAUAGCUUGGCAACCCCGACUUUGAAUAGCACUGCUCUAAGGAACAGGCCAGGACAGGGAGGCCUGUUUUACUGUGGUCUCAGACAGAGGGACAUCCUAACAUGCUAUCAGGGAAAAUAGAUACCUGCACACUGUCAAAGGGUUUGGAUGAAGAUGCAAAACAGAUGCUUCUGUUUACAUGCAGGAUACAUUAACAUGCAAACAUGAGUGCUAAAAGGUCAGAGAGGCAGUGAGUGUGUGUUGCCUGCCAUGUCUUAAUAGAGAUGGUUGCUCAUCACAAACAGCAUUUGUGGUGGGAUGCGUUGGGGAAGAGUACCAUUGUACUUCUGCUUAUGCUUGAUUUUUGAUUGGUUGGGAUAUAGUUCACACAUGGUCUGUUUGUUGAUCUGGUCACAUGUGCUGUGGUCAGCUUGUUGUGGUCUCUGUGGUCAUUUAAACACAUCAAGCAGUUCCUAGAUCAUCUUGUGUGUGAUGAUGUGUGCAGUCACUAGCUAGGUACAGGGUGAUGGUUACUAAGGUCAGUAUGGUCGUUGUGUGAGGUGGCAGCAUGCAUCGCCAGGGACAACAACAGGAAGGGAAUAGAUGUCCGGCAGGAAAUGAGGUCAGCGGUGAGCAGCCAGCUGCUGGGCUGUCUCAAGGAGAGGAGAGGAUGGAGAGGGUUUAACAGUAAAGAGUUUACCCUAUUUUACCACACGCAACAUAGUGGAAACUAAGAUUUAGCACCAGGAAAGCAUUUACCUGAGACAUCAGGGGACAACUUGUCAUGUAUUUUAUUGAUAAUCACAUUUCCUGUUUAGAUCCGAUUGUGGAUUAGGUUUUAACUGGUGUUUCUCAGUCUGAAGGAGCAGCGUCUGAGGUACCUGAAGCAGCAGGACCACACACAGGGCCAGACAGCGUCAGAGGCUGAGAAGCUGCAGAGGUUGAAGGAGCGAGUGGAGAAUCAGGAGGCCAAACUAAAGAAGAUCCGCGCCAUGAGGGGCCAGGUGGACUACAGCAAGCUCAUCAAUGGCAACCUGUCGGCUGAGAUCCAGCAUGUGAGUGGGCUGUUCCAGGAGAAGCAGGCAGAGCUGCAGUCAGCUGUGGUGAAGGUGGACCAGCUCACCCAGCAGCUGGAGGACCUGAGGAGGGGACGUCUCAACGGCCUGCAGCCCCUAGGAGGACCUCUCACUGGCACCGCCGCCCUGGAGCUACGCAAACUUUACCAGGAGCUACAGGUGCGUAACAAGCUGAACGCGGAGCAGGGCGGCAGGCUGCAGCAGAACAAGGAGCUGCUGAAUAAGCGCAACACAGAGGUGACCAUGAUGGACAAGCGCAUCUGGGAUCUCCGCGAGCGCCUGCAUAAGAAAAAAGCUGAGGCACGUCAAAAAGAGAACAACCCUCUUAACAGGAUAAAUGGGCCUCCCUCCCCCCAGCCCACCCUCAGCAGCUCAGGGCGCGUGGCCGCUGUGUGUCCCUAUAUCCAGGUCCCCAUCCCAGGCAGACAGGAGGGAGGCUACGCUCUGCCCCCAGACCCCUUAAAACCACACUCUGUCCCUGGGACUGGCCCCAUCAACCAUGGCCGCUCUAAAUCAGCAGAGGAGGAGGGGUGCGGUGUGAGGAAGCCCUCCGGCCAAUGGAAGGUCUCAGAUUUAGACAUCAUAGUGGACCCCGUGGAGCUGAGAGAGGGGCCCCGGUCCCCCUCAGGGGCCCACGGUGCCAACACCAAUGAUGCAGUGUGGCCCACCCUGAGUAAAAGUGUCUCCUCACGCCAACCUUCAGAUUGGAGGAAAACCAGCCCAGACCAGAGCCUUGACUCCAGUAAGCUACCAGGAGGAUCCGUGUCCAAACCACCACCCAUCUACGGCACUUACCCUGCACCUACUGGCCACCCGUCUAUAGUCUGCUCUACCAGCUCCCUGCCCAGGUCUGCCCCUGCCACCUUAGCCUGGCAGCGCUCAGCCCCAACCCCUGCACCUCCUGGUUCCUCCUCCCAGCAGAUCCAGCAGCGUAUCUCUGUCCCCCCCAGUCCCACACCCCAGCCGGGCCCGGGAGAGAGGCCUGACCCCCCGCUGGCUGUGGCUGUGAGGCCCUACGUCCCAGACAGGUCCUCCUCCAGGCCUCAGUCCCCCAGGAAGGGCCCAGCCACCAUGAACUCCUCCUCCAUCUACCACAUGUACCUGCAGCAGCCUGCAGCCAAGAGCUACCCAAUAGGAGGCAGAUCUGCUGUCAAAGCAGUGUAUGGGAAACCAGUGCUUCCCUCCAGCACCUCUCCCUCCCCUGUGCCCUUCCAACACGGGGCACUGUCCCCAGGAGGAGGCCUGGGUGGUGGAGAGGACAUGGUGGACAGAGAAGGGGACACCACAGAGGGUAGACUCCUACCCCCUCCCAGUGUGGAGAACAUCCCGCGGCCCCUGAGCCCCACCAAGCUGACCCCCGUGGCCCACUCCCCGCUGCGUUACCAGAGCGAUGCCGACCUGGAGGUCCUGCGCCGGCGGUUGACCAAUGCGCCGCGCCCGCUGAAGAAACGCAGCUCCAUCACAGAGCCAGAGGGCCCCACCGGACCCAACAUCCAGAAGCUCCUGUACCAGCGCUUCAACACCCUGGCCGGAGGCAUGGAGGGCAGCAACAACACUCCGUUCUACCAGCCUGUCUUCAUGGGUGGUGUCCUGGGAUGUCCUGACAUGGACAACAUCAACACUGCUAAUGGGAACCUGAUGGAGACAGCCUCCCUUGUGGUCACUGCAGCAGAGGGUCCCAAUUCAGACCAUCGCCUGUCCCCUUCCUCUGACUCCAAUGAAAAUCAGAAGCAGAGGACACCCCCACCCAGUGAGACCAUUCCCUGCUUGCCCACCCCCCAGCCCAGCCAGGAAGACAACAACAACAACAACCAGCCUGGUCCUACCACCACCAGCACCACCUCCACUCCAAGGCCCAUCCCUGAGGCCUCGUCCCCCCAGCAGAAAGACACCUCUCCCCGGACUGUCACACCCCCGGCACUGCCUAAGCAGAUCAAGAGGACUAACCUGAAGAAGCCUGAGUCAGAGCGGACAGGCCACGGGCUGCGGGUCAAGUUCAACCCCCUGGCCCUGCUACUGGACGCCUCUCUGGAGGGAGAGUUUGACCUGGUGCAAAGGAUCAUCUAUGAGGUUGAGAAUCCCAGCACAGCCAAUGACGAGGGCAUCACCCCCCUGCACAACGCUGUAUGUGCUGGACAUCACCACAUCGUCAAGUUCCUGCUCGACUUUGGGGUCAACGUCAACGCUGCUGACAGCGAUGGAUGGACCCCACUACACUGUGCAGCCUCCUGUAACAGUGUACAUCUCUGUAAGAUGCUGGUGGAGUCAGGGGCGGCCAUCUUUGCCACCACCAUAAGUGACGUGGAGACAGCGGCUGAUAAGUGUGAGGAGAUGGAGGACGGAUACACACAGUGUUCCCAGUUCCUCUACGGGGUGCAGGAGAAGCUGGGUGUGAUGAAUAAAGGGUCGGUGUACGGGCUGUGGGACUACGAGGCCCAGAGCUCAGACGAGCUGUCCUUCCACGAUGGAGACGCCAUUACCACUCUGAGCCGCAGGGACGACGCUGAGACAGAAUGGUGGUGGGCCAGACUACAUGACAAGGAGGGAUACGUGCCACGCAAUCUGCUAGGGUUGUAUCCAAGGAUCAAGCCUAGACAACGUUCUCUGGCAUAGAGAAGACGAUGCACGUUGCUGAGAAGAUAGUGCACGUUGUUGUGCUGGGACUGGGCUCAGAGCUGGAGCUGACUAGACUUGCAGACAGUGGCAGCGCCUGGACAGUGCCCUCUCUCUGUGUCAGUCUGUGCCACCCCAGAACAAAGGACAAGGGCCAGGGCAUGGACAGAGUGGCCUAUAUCUGGACAGACAGACAGACGGACAGACAGACAGGCUCGGUAUUGGUGGUCACUUACCAAAUAGUAAGAAGAGCCAGCAUACACCACCCGUAGAUCCCUGUCUGCAUUUAAGGUUUCACUUUUCUCCCUGACUAAGCUGACUUUUUCUCAAUGGUUCAUGAAGCAAUGAAGGACCAUUUUUACUUAUUUUUUUCAACAACUCCCAGCGCCCUGCCACCACCCCUCAUUCAGAGAAUACUCUGGAUCUGGGCUUCCCAUUUCCCUCUCUCACUCUGUUUUUCUCCUGUGUGUCAGUCGAGUAAGGACUUGAAUGUGAUAAUCUCAGAGAAGGGAGCAGAGGACAGAGGCAGUCAUGAGUUAGUGAAUGUGGGUUUGAACUAAGUGCUGUUAGAUGAAGAUGGACAGUUACCCUGCAAGGCAAAUCUUCAGGGUUUCUGUGGAGGAAAGAAAGCAAGAGAUAAGAUAAUGUUUUUACGAGAUGAGAAAUGGACAGGACGAAAUGUGACAGCAGGUGUUAUUGAACGACUUUGAAGGCUGGUUAAAGCUUCUGAAAGAGAUGUGGAAUGUUUAAAACAGUCAUACAAUGUUGGUUUUAUUUUUUGCGAACCAAAAUGUGUUCUGAAGGAAUGAGGGGAAGAGGUAGUGCUGGGAUAGGAAAGUGAGAGGUGCAGUAUUUUCUUCUACAGAUAUAAUAACUAUGAAGCUAACUAUGGGUGUGAAUUGAAACUAAGCUCAUCAAACACUCAUAGGCCUACAGUAUAUAAAUGCUUUAUCACCCAAACAGGAGGUCUAUAGUUAGGAUCUCUCUUUGGCGUUUGUAUUCAUAUUGAGUUAAAUUUAGGCAGAAGUUUGUACAUUGUGCUAUUUUUGUUUCAGGUUGGUUGUUGUCUAUUUAAUACCCAUCAUGCAAAUUGAUACACAAUUUCAUCACUGAGUAUAGCCUACCUGUUGACCGACGCUGGCUUGAUUUACUGGUUGUGUAUUACAGUCUGCUGUAUGGAUGGGUUAUGUGACAUACAAAACAAACACCAAUCAAUAUGCUGCAAAACAUUUAAAUGUACACAAUAAAUAAU
This is a messenger RNA of Salvelinus fontinalis (brook trout), 5911 nucleotides long. Its product is annotated as apoptosis-stimulating of p53 protein 1-like. Lineage: Eukaryota; Metazoa; Chordata; Actinopteri; Salmoniformes; Salmonidae. Bases 1963 to 4659 code for a protein of 898 amino acids. Gene Ontology annotation, biological process: regulation of apoptotic process; signal transduction. The transcript has 14 exons. The record is from RefSeq and is a predicted model, not a curated record. Gene Ontology annotation, cellular component: nucleus. Gene Ontology annotation, molecular function: p53 binding.